Molecule: messenger RNA, 1585 nt
Organism: Durotheca rogersii
Lineage: Eukaryota; Fungi; Ascomycota; Sordariomycetes; Xylariales; Xylariaceae
Exons: 1
Coding region: 265-990 (241 amino acids)
Source: RefSeq, a predicted model, not a curated record
CUAGACCCUAGAGGGUGUGCCAAACCGCGGCGUAGCGAAUGCCUACACACCCAUCGUCAAUGUCAGGUUGCAAGAAAAAAAAAGGAAAAAAAGUCACCAGGUAUUCCCCAUCAGGUAUCCUGGUCUACAAUACCAUACUAUGUACCGGGGCGCGAGGCCAGGUCGGGGAAUUUCCCGACGGAUCAUCACGGCAUUAACGAGGGCCAGCUGUCUAUAUAGGCAUACAUUAUGCAUUAAUACCUACGUUGGGGUGCGAGGCGAUGAAUGGUGGCAUCCGCCUACGCCGUUUCGACGGAAGAAUCCAUACACGCCUACGGUGGGUAUGAUGUCGCCCGCGUACUUAUGUGGACAUCGCAGAGGACCCGGCCUGCCCUCUGGCCACAGACACGAGCGAAGCGGCUUGGGGGGCCCGCUCGCAUCGCUGAACGAGAAAUACGUGGGUACAGCUUCCUACCGGUAUCGUAUUGUUGUCCACGUGCGGCCAGGGAUCCCGUCUCGAAGCUGGCCGCGGUCAGAGCGUCGCUCAGGGGACCCGCCCCAGCUCCUUUGACGUACGCGACGGCUCGGCGUCUGCAGCCCGCCGCAUCGAGCCGCUGGCCAUGGGAAGACUUCGCUGGCCGUCACGACGAUGCGGUCAACGACGAUAUCCAUACGUGCGCAUUUAUACGAGUAGGGCGUUCUGGUUCCACAGUCGACGCCGAAGCUAGCCAGACCUGCUGGUCAUCAAUAAAAUGGUGCCGUACAGACCUACGUGAUCGGGGGCCAUCGAGACCGUCCGAGGCCCAUCGUACCACCACGAAGGGGAGUGGCCAGUGGUCAGUAACGCUAGACGAGACAACAUUGGACGACGACGGCGGCGGCUCAGGGGACAUGCCUACCACCUUAUCUGGCCCAUCUGCCCCCCACCCCUCCAUCCGCGUACAUACACGCACGCACCCAGCACCCAGUAGUAGUGGUGAUGUGGUUGACACCAGGUGGCAUCGGCAGUAAUAGCGGUAGGAAUACUACGUUCGACACCGCGAAGGCAACGCACGCAGGCUCCGGCAUUUCUUCUAGCGUAACGAAACCGACGGAGAGCCAGCCUUGAAACGAUCGCCAUCAGGCCAGUCGCAUACCCGCUUCCUUGCUGGUUUAGGGAGGUAGCUGUGAGCUCCUGGACUUUCUUGUUGAUUUCUUUUUUCCCUUCUUCUUCGGGAUUGUCAUCAUUUGCGGGAGACGCGUCUCAUUGGCGCGCAAUCUCCAUCCAGCAUGUCUGGUCGGCGCGCGGGAGGGGAUCCCUCCACCGAGUCCUACCCACGACAUCUCUGACGAGCAACUAUCACCGGCCGGCCAGCCAGUCAGCGAACCCCCGUCUCCGAUUGGCUCGUUUGCCGUCGACCUGGGACGUCGUUGACGAAAAGACCUCGCUUCGGCGCGUCUCGACGACCGUUCGUCACCUCGUCAGCCUAGCAGUUGGUUGGCUGGUUGGCAGGCUGCCUCCUCCGGAUCGCGAGGCGGCUGCACAUGCCGGCGUGGGGUUACAGCGGUGCCUAAUACGCGAACAGGCCUGGUUAUACGUGAACCGGAGGGCCAAGCAUCGUUGGGU